ACUACUUCAUUGUCUGGUUAGCUGCAUUUUGACGCUGAACGAUGCCGGAAUCAAUGUGUACUGAACAACAACCUGAGGAGUUUGCCUUCCAGGCUGAGAUCGCCCAGCUUAUGAGCUUGAUUAUCAACACAUUCUACUCCAACAAAGAAAUAUUUCUUCGUGAGCUUAUAUCCAAUGCCAGUGAUGCUCUGGACAAGUUGAGGUAUAAGAGUUUGACUGAUCCAUCUGUUCUUGAUACCGGUGAAGAAAUGUAUAUCAAGCUGAUACCUAACAAGGAGGCUGGGACUUUGACCGUUCUGGAUACUGGUAUUGGCAUGACAAAAGCAGAUUUGAUUAAAAAUUUGGGUACGAUCGCUUCUUCCGGUACUAAAGCAUUUAUGGAGGCUCUGGCUGAUGGUGUAGAUAUAUCAAUGAUUGGUCAAUUCGGUGUGGGUUUCUAUUCUGCCUACCUCAUUGCCGACCGCGUCCAAGUAGUGACGAAGAACAAUGAUGACGACCAGUACAUUUGGGAGUCGUCCGCUGGUGGAACUUUCACGAUUGCACCAGAUGACAGUGAGAUGCCGAAACGUGGCACUAAGGUGAUAUUACAUCUGAAAGAAGACCAGCUAGAAUAUCUUGAAGAAAGGAAGGUACGAGAUAUAGUGAAGAAGCAUUCCAGUUUUAUCAACUAUCCUAUCAAGCUAGUUGUAAAUAAGGAGCGAACAAAGGAGGUGUCUGAUGACGAAUCUGAAAAAGUAGAGUCGAAGGAGGCUGAAGAAUCUGAUGACAAGCCGAAGGUCGAAGAUCUAGAUGAAGACGAAGAAGACGAGAACAAGGAAAAGAAGAAAAAGAAGAAGGUAACGGAGAAGUAUAUUGAGGAAGAACAGUUGAACAAGCUUAAGCCGCUUUGGACGCGCAAUCCCGAAGAUAUAACUACAGAAGAGUAUGCAGAGUUUUACAAGUCGUUAACUAAUGAUUGGGAGGACCAUCUUGCGGUGAAGCACUUUUCUGUCGAAGGUCAGUUGGAGUUCCGUGCAUUGCUUUUUGUGCCUAAACGCGCACCUAUUGACAUGUUUGAAGGGACGCGGAAAAAGCGGAGCAACAUUAAAUUGUAUGUGCGAAGAGUGCUCAUCAUGGAUACCUGUGAGGAUAUGAUUCCCGAAUACUUGAGUUUCGUUCGCGGAGUUGUGGAUAGUGAGGAUCUGCCUCUUAACAUCAGUCGUGAGGUGUUGCAGCAGAACAACGUAUUAAAGGUCAUCCGUAAGAGCCUGGUCAGGAAAUGUAUUGAACUGUUUGAAGAGAUAGCAGAAGAUAAGGAAAACUACAAGAAGUUCUAUGAGCAAUUCUCGAAAAGUAUCAAGUUGGGCAUCCAUGAAGAUAGUGUGAAUAGAGCGAAGUUGUCUGAAUUAUUGCGUUUCUAUUCUUCAGCUUCUGGUGAUGAAAUGAUUAGCCUGAAGGAUUAUGUGUCACGUAUGAAGCCUGAACAACAGGAUAUUUACUACAUAACAGGUGAGUCAAAGCAAGCAGUGAUGAACUCACCAUUUGCUGAGAAACUUACUCAACGUGGAUUCGAAGUGUUGUACAUGGUCGAUCCGAUAGAUGAGUACGCAGUGACCCACCUACGGCAGUAUGAAAAUAAAAAGUUGGUUUGUGUUACUAAGGAUGGUCUUCAACUACCUGAGAGUGAGGAAGAGAAAAAACAGUUCGAAGAGCUGAAAGCGUCGUACGAAACACUUUGCAAAGAGAUUCAACAGAUACUUGGCAAGAACGUUGAAAAGGUUAGUAUUUCGAAUCGACUUACAAAUUCCCCAUGCUGCGUUGUAACUUCAGAGUUCGGAUGGUCUGCUAACAUGGAGAGGAUCAUGAAGGCACAAGCACUCCGAGACUCCAGCACUAUGGGCUAUAUGGCAGCUAAGAAACAGCUAGAGCUGAAUCCAUAUCAUCCGAUGAUCAAAGCAUUGAAAGAACAGUUUGAGAGUGGUAGUUCGACGAAACUUGUUUCUCACUGCCUGAUCCCAAGUUGCACUCCAAGAGCAUCCACCAUAUGGUUUGCAUGUGCCUGGAUAUUCCCGAUGAAGAGAUAAAGGCAAAGGAAGUCCCAAGCAACGGUCUCGAGAAAGAGGUUGCGCCAGCUGAAGUGGUUGACGACGGUAUGGAAGAAGUGGAUUAGCCUGUUUGCAUUUUUGUAUAUAUCCAGUGACUAAUAAACGAUACUUUUGAAUUCGUUGUUUUCAAUUAUUAUAUAGUCUGCAAUGUUAGGCUGAGUGCGAGUUUCGAUAGGCAUGUAAGUGUCCUUAGAGUUUGCCGUGGUAGUUCGUUGAGUAUGACGGGUACUAGAGAAGUGUAGGGCGGCGUCCUAAAAUAUAGGCUUUGCGUAACCGUUGUUGAGACUCCCGAGAAGUCCGUCGAAAACGGGUGUGUCGUUUGUAAAAUAGGUGGCGAUGACAACGCACGUCGGCCCAAAUUGCCAUACCUCGUAGUGUUAAUAUAAAAGAGAAAAGUUAUAAGGAUAUGGUCUCAGGGUUUAACGGAAUAGGAAGGGUGCGUACACUAUAUCGCGCGGACCCCAACCAAGGAGUCUGCAUAUACCAACGUGGCUCAGUCUAGAAGUUAGUGACUUCAGGGGCUGGUGCCACGUUUUGGUUCGGCC
This is a messenger RNA of Schistosoma rodhaini, 2629 nucleotides long. The record is from the annotation of a GenBank genome assembly. Lineage: Eukaryota; Metazoa; Platyhelminthes; Trematoda; Strigeidida; Schistosomatidae.